Messenger RNA from Dichotomopilus funicola, 1383 nucleotides. Its product is annotated as protein transport protein sec20. Gene Ontology annotation, molecular function: SNAP receptor activity. The transcript has a single exon. Gene Ontology annotation, cellular component: SNARE complex; endoplasmic reticulum. Gene Ontology annotation, biological process: retrograde vesicle-mediated transport, Golgi to endoplasmic reticulum. NCBI's taxonomy places the organism in Eukaryota, Fungi, Ascomycota, Sordariomycetes, Sordariales, Chaetomiaceae. The record is from RefSeq and is a predicted model, not a curated record. Bases 1 to 1383 code for a protein of 460 amino acids.
AUGUCCUCGUUCGAAUCAUUACAAGAGCGGCUCGCAGCGCUCCAGGAAACAACGACACAACUUCGCGAGCUAAUCGACCGGCUCGCCAACAUCAGCUUCCAGCCGGGUUCGGUACCCCUGAGUUCAAGCGACGAAGACAAUGUAGCCACCGAACUAAGCGCCGAGAUCCACCAGGUUCUGCGUGAGGAAGAAGAGGAUCUCGAGCUGCUGCAAGAAGAGAUUAUCGACCUGCGCGCGGGUCGACCAGGGAGCGAGGCCGAGCACCGCAAAACACGUCUACGAGAGGGCGCCCAACGGUUACAGGCCGAGUUGAAGGAUUGCCGAACAUCCUUUCGGAAAGCUCAGAUCUCAGCCCGUCGUAGUCUAGAAGCGGCCCAGAAACUCGAGCGCAAACUCCUACUCGCGUCCUACACAGCUUCGGCUACAGUCUCGCCAUCUUCGUCAACAGUCCUCACCAACCCAGAUGCCCCUACCGAACCAGACGAAACCGCCCCAUCUUCUUCCCCCUCCGAACAACAGCCGCAACACCAAACCUCCGAACCACCCAAACGCCUCACCCCCGAAGAAGCCCGCGCCCAGCUCUUCGGACGCCGCCUCGCCACCAAAAAGAAACACGCCGCCGCCGCCGACGACCCCCAAUCUGCCGCGAUCAAUGCCUCCAACGACAUCACCCUCGCACUCCAACGCACCCACGGCCUAAUCGCCGGCGAACUCGCCAAGUCCGCCUUCGCCACACAAACCCUUGCGGAAUCCACCGCCGCCCUCGCCGAGCUCCAACAAUCCUACGACGGCCUCGACGGCCUGCUCGCGCGCUCGCGCGACCUCGUCGGCGCCCUGGCCACGGCACAGAAAUCGGAUACUUGGUACCUGCAGGCUGCGCUGCGGUUGCUGCUGGGCACGCUGGCGUGGUUGGUGUUUCGCCGGUUCUUUUAUGGCCCGCUGUGGUGGGUUGUGUGGUUACCACUGCGGACGGGGUAUCGCGUGACUAAGGGGGUGAUGCCGGCACGCGGGGGCGUGGGUGGGGGCGGUAGUGGGGUGGUGGACACGGGAUCGGGGCCGGGCGUGGCGACGAUGGAGGUUGUGAGGCCAGAUGUGGAGGGUGGGGGCACGGUGGUGGUUGGGGUCGGGGAGGAAGGGGUUGUGCCGACGAUACAAGUCGGGCAGCAGGAUGACAGUAAGAGGAAUGUUGAAGGCGAGCGGGAGGGUGGGGACGACUCGAUGGUUGAGAAGGUGGGCCGGAUGGUGGAGGAUACGUUGCAUCAGAGAGAGGGAGAAGACGGUGAAGAGGUGAAUAGGACGGCAGAGGGAGAAGAGGGGGUGGAUGAUCAGGGGCAUCCACGGAAGAGGCUAUGGGCGGAAGGAGAAGUCAGAGAUGAGCUAUGA